AUGAAUAAGCGCUCCCAAAGCUCACAUCGGCAAGUAAAACACGUGAAUAUCACGAUUUCACAGGCUCCAACGACGUUACAGCUUAUUAGAUUAAUAAACCCAAACGACGAAGCUACAAUUGAUCUUGGAAACAUGGUAACCUCUACUUAGAAAUCCAUUUUAGAGAAAGUCCCUGCAUCUUGUAGGGAGAAGGUUCAGAGUAUUUUCCAUCAGUAUAUUUUUGAUCAUAGGACUUUUGAAGUCCCCACUUCACAGUUAGUAAAACUUCUGGGCAGAAAUAAGGCAAAUGGAAGUUUGAGCCCAAAAGAAAGGGACCAUGCGAAGUCAAGGAUCCAGCAUUAUUUUGAAAUUUCUCCGACCAAAGUUAGACUAAGCAGCCAGUUAACUACGUCGGAAUCGUUUAAAAAACUAAACCAAAGCGUGAGAAUGCUAUCAAAGGAACGCCAAUUCGUUAAAGAAGUCCCGUUAUUUGUAGAUGAAGUGAUAAGCAAGUCUGCCAGCAUAAAUAACAACUCAGAAAUAAGGCCUCAUUUGGCUCCUGGGCACUAUCGCAGAAUUUCAGCUCCAAUUCGACCAAACUUGCAAUUGGAUGUAUCCUAUAAAGAACUGUAUCAAAAAAAGCAAAAUUCAUCAAAAAAGCACCAAGUAUCUCACAAAAAAUUGAAGCUGAAUCCUAAGUCUAUAGAAACCAGUGUAAUUCAUAUAUCAUCUCCUCUUGAUGUUUCCAUUGACGAAGCUCCAAAAAGUACUGCAAGUAAUUUUAAGGGGAUUUACCCGAACUCAGACGAGUUGAUUGAAAUUCGAAAAAACUUUUUUAGAUUGUACAAUUCUAAAAAUUCGAAUUACUAA
Molecule: messenger RNA, 849 nt
Organism: Blepharisma stoltei
Lineage: Eukaryota; Ciliophora; Heterotrichea; Heterotrichida; Blepharismidae
Source: the annotation of a GenBank genome assembly